AAUCUAUAAUUCAAAUCAGGAUGCUGUGUAUAUACCACAGGCGAAAUUUUAUUAGGGCAGAAAAUGAACACAGCUGCUUUUAACAGACGGUUUAGUUUUGUAUUGUUUAACAUCCGAUCCACAGCUAUAGUCAUUUAUUGAGGGCCUCUUCAAACGGACUUGGGAAAAGUGAAUGCAUUUUAUGUCGGGAUACUCUUACAACUUUAAAAGACAGUUUUAUAAAAUCGCUCUAGCAGAGAAAUGCCGGCUGCGACCGACGAAGCGGGCUUAGCCUCACUACAGAUUCUACAAGACAACUUAGGUGAGAUAGGAGAUGAGGUCGGUGCAGAUCAGGAUGACUUGGCCUUCCUCAAACAGUUUCUGGAGAGUCCUUUAUUGGAGUCUUUAGUUCAGGCCCAAGACCGCCUGGAACAAGAUCCCGAGGACCAGCCGAGUGACGAUUCAGCUAGCAAGAUGGUCGCAGACUGUAUCAACGAUAUCGCCAGUUUAGGGACCGACUCUCAAGCUGUGGAGCUGGAAAAACUUCUCUCUUCGCCAAACUUUACAGCCGUGAUGGCUGCGUAUGACGACGUUGCAGACAAGAACUACGAGGAAGACGUGAACGACGUGACACAGUUAAGUGCCCCACCACCGCCCAUGGUCUUCAACAAUGUCGCCGACCAAGUCCGACUUGUAGGAAUCCGCAAGGACAAAAAUGCUCCCCUGGGAAUCACAGUGAAGAUUGAUGAGCACAGCGACCUCGUCAUCGCACGAAUUAUGGCUGGCAGCAUGAUAGACAAACAAGGUUUACUCCAUGUAGGAGACAUCAUCAAAGAAGUCAAUGGUCUCCAGGUGUUCUCCCCGGAACAGCUCAUGGAGAUUAUCCGCUUCACAGAGGGAUCCAUCACUCUCAAAAUUGUCCCAACAGUCGUGGACCCUCAGAUUAAAUCACAGAAAUACAUGCGUGCACACUUUAACUAUGACCCCAAGAAGGAUCGUCUGAUUCCCUGUGCUGAUGCCGGCCUCACCUUCAGUGAUGGAGAUGUUUUACAAAUUCUCAGUUCAGAAGAUCCAAACUGGUGGCAGGCGAGAGUGGUAACAAAGGAUGAGGAUGGACAGACAGGCCUGAUUCCUUCACAGCCCUUGGAGGAGAAGAGAAAAGCCUUCGUACAACCCGACUACGACUACUCCAAAUCUAGUUUAUUGUGUGGUUUAAAAAGAAGGAAGAAGAAAAAGAUCAAAUAUGCAACUAAAAAUACUACAGAUUUUGACAGAUGUGACUUGACAAUUUAUGAAGAGGUUGCACGUAUGCCACCAUUCGAGAGGAAAACACUAAUUAUUGUCGGAGCGAAUGGCGUCGGCCGUAGAUCACUCAAAGAAAGACUCCUCAAAGAUGAUCCUCGCAGAUUUGGGGCCGUCAUGCCACAUACCUGUCGCGAUAUGAGAGAUGGGGAGGUGAAUGGUAAAGGCUACUAUUUUACGGACCGUGAGACAAUGGAGGAUGACAUUAAGGCGGGACUUUACCUGGAGUACGGUGAAUACAACGGAAAUUUGUACGGCACAAAGAUAGACUCUAUAAACCAUGUCACAAGUGCGGGGAAAAUGUGUGUCCUCGAUGUCAACCCCACGUCGCUGAAAAUCCUUAAGACAGCUGAGUUCAUGCCAUUUGUGGUGUUCAUAGCGGCACCCAGCGCAGAAGCUCUUAAACGGAUGUAUGACUAUGGCCGACAGAAAGGCAUUGUUGUGCGGAGAGGGAAAUCUGGAGCUGGAAAAAUUGAUUUAAAAACCGACGACGACUAUCGCAAGGCAGUCGAAGAGAGCGCCCAGAUUGAACGAGUCUAUAAAGGGUUGUUUGACAUGACAAUUGUCAACGACAGUUUCGAGGACGCAUACAAACAACUGAGAAUGGCACUCAACGACCUUGGCACAGAGUCACAGUGGGUCCCUAUCAACUGGGUUUACUGAACUCUCCUAAAGGUUAAAGGUCACCAAGGUCAAUGCAGGUUCAGGCAAAGCCUGUUAUAGCAAAUUAUGGUGAACAUUAAUUUUGGAUCUGAGCCUCACAACAAACUUAAGGGAAUUUCCAGCCAUAUGUCACUAGAAAAGAUUUGCCUUGACCUUGUCCUUCACAAGGUCACCAUUAGACCUUGACCUUCACAAGGUCACCACUUGACCUAGACCUUCACAAGGUCACCAUUCAACACGAGCCAAUCACCACAUGUUUGCCUUAUUCACUUUGGACAGAAUGUUGGGAAGCCGGCCAAAAUCGUCCAGCACCUGGUAGGACAUCUUGUUCUAUCAAGUAGCAUUUAUUCAAAAUAUGCAUUGAAUUAUUAUUUUAUUUCACUGUAAAACAGGUUGAAAGUGGUUUUUCUUUGGUUGUUGAACAGACUAAUGUUUACAUACAUGACAAAUACUAAUAAUGGUUAUUAACCUGGAAAGUUUUCAUUUGGUAUUGAAUUAAAUUCUUAGUCAUCUGUUGAAUUCUUACAGUAAAACCCUUUUAAUAUUUGUGAAAGAACAUAAAACUGAUUUAUUUUGACCUCGGUACAUUCUACUUCUCUGUAUCAACUGGUUGUCUUGAUAUCUACAAUAUAAUUAUAAUCUUAAUAUAAAUUAGCUGAUAAUGUAGUUCUAUAAUUCAAAUUAUGUGAUAAAAUUAUAAUAGAUUUCCAAUCAUUUUGAAAUCAGGAUGAAAUAGAGUGAAAGUUGCUACAUUAUACUGAUAAAGAUAAAUUAUGAUCAAUUGAAAAAAAUAAUAGGUUCUUCUUUUAUCAAUAGGCUAUUGUUGUUCUUUUAACAAAAGACUAUUAUUCUUUUUUAAAUAAUACAAAAUUGACAUACUUAACACUAUUUACACCUUUAAAAAGUUUGAGCUUCUUAUUUUAUCUUUAGAUUUGAAUUAAACGAAAUUAUUUGCAUUCCAAAGAAAUUUGACCGUGCUUUGCCAUUAUAUAUUUAAUAUUUAGUCUGAUGAGCAUAAAGUAUUACGAUUUAAGGUAUACAUUAGAUAUAUUUCCUUAACAUGGGUGCCAUUUUAUGCCUGUUUAGAGAAAAAUAGCCCAGUAAAGAUUGCACUUGUCAAAAAUGUAGCAUUCUUUCAAAUUGAUGACAGGAAAUGUUUGAUUUGAAUUGUCCAGUAAUCUGUUAGACGUGACAAUAGUUUUGUGUUCUGGUGGCCUGUAACAGUUUAAGACUUUAUAGUCACUCUUGAUAAAAUCAACAGAAACAGUCUUAGGUGUAGUAUCCUCGUCAGAUCCUACAACGUAAUGUACUUUUAUGUGAAGGAUUUCAAAAAUGUGGCGGUCUAGAGGAAAAGAUUCAAUAUAAUCCAAACAGGAAUAUAUGGACAAGACUGAUUUCUGUAAAGGAAUUAUAACGAGGAAUAAUUAUUAAUUAAAGGAGAAAAUCAUAUCAAAGUUAAUUAAUUUAUAAUUAUUAAUUAAAGGAGAUAGUCAUAUCAAAGUUAAUUAAUUUAUAAUUAUUAAUUAAAGGAGAUAGUCAUAUAAAAGUUAAUUAAUUUAUAAUUAUUAAUUAAAGGAGAUACAUAAAAUGUAAUCAUAUCAAAGUUAAUUGAUUUAUAAUUACUAAUAAAAAAAUUGUCAUCUUCUAUAUUUUUUUAAGAAAGAAUCAGUUAAUAUAAUAUCAAAAUUUAUCUAAUGUAGGAAAAAUUAUCAUAUUAAAACAUUUUUUAUUUCUUUUUAUGAAGAAAGACUUAAUCAAGAAUGCAUGAAUUAAUUAAUGUGUAAGAAAUAGAUGCAGGAAAUAUGCUUGUUUUUCUUGGGACACUGAAUGGUUUAUGUUGAUGUACAAUGCAUGACUCUCCUCGAGGUAUGUGUUGGAUGUGGUGAUAUUGUAAAUGAGGAAGAAAUAUUUAAAUAAUUUAGGCAAGGAAAGGAUUAAAAGAGAAAGUAUAUACAUCUUUAUUUCGUUAAACCGUUGUCAGUUUGUAUUUGUCAAAGUACUUGCAUUUAAAUCAAACAGAAAUAUAUUGUUCUCUGAGGAACAGUUUUCUGGGAGAGGCCUGUUUGUAGCUGCAGGGAAACCUCUAAAUAUUGUUUGAAAAUUAUUUAAGGUCAGACUUCAUGACAAUUUAACAUAUAAGGGAAAGAAAAAAAAUAUAUCUCAAAAUCGUAAUUUUUUUUAUUUACGGUAUUCAACUUAGAGGAUAAAUUAUCAUUUUUUUUUUAAUUAUAAAAAGAAAAUAUAAUUUAAACAAUCAGAACUUACUCCUUUUCCGGAAUAAGAAUAUUUAUAUCUUAUCGGAAUUGUGACCAGAAAAAAUUUGAAUUACAGAAGAAGAGUUUGUGAGGAAAUGUGUUGGAAAGUCUUCCUAUUUAUCUCGCUAUAAGGAAGAAUCAACAUUGUAACUAGAUUUAUGUUUCUUUUUCCAUUUAAUUAUUCUUUAGGGAUAUCAUGAUCAGUGCACAGAAAAAAAUAUGUAGAUAUCCUUAAUCAUUUUUUUUUUCUUGUACAAACUAAUUUUAUGUGAAAUAUGCAGCUUAAAGGCAAGUGCUGCUGGUUACAAAAUGGUUGGCCUAAUUUGUGACUGGUGACCUAAUUUUAUGUUAUUGACCUACUUUUUCAUUUUGUUGACCUAAUUUUACCAUGUUGACCUAAUUUCAUUCCAUUUGUAUAUUUUUGUCCUGUUGAUUUAUAAUAUUACCUCAUCUUCUGUAGAGAUUCCAGUUUUAUGAGAUGUUUGUUAAACUUGUAAAACCGUUUUUUGGGAUGCGAGUCCUCAGUCUUCGUAGAUGCUUAAUUUUAUGCAUACAAAAUAACUUACCAUGGGUAUAUUUUUGGGAAGGAGCCUCCUCUUGUCGAUGCGUUUCAAAAUUGUUCUGGUAUGGUGCAUCACAGAAAAAAAUCACAGGUAUGCAUUAUAAACCGAAAAAACAUUCUCCGUUUUCCCCAGUUUUUAUCGACAGCUGUUCAUAAGAUAAAGGUACUGCUAUUUCUGAUGAGAUUUUCCUCCUCGUUGAUUUACAAACCUUUCAGUAUUGUCAGCGUAGAUCAGAACUGUCACACGACC
Molecule: messenger RNA, 5011 nt
Organism: Pecten maximus
Lineage: Eukaryota; Metazoa; Mollusca; Bivalvia; Pectinida; Pectinidae
Product: MAGUK p55 subfamily member 6-like
Exons: 15
Coding region: 241-1944 (567 amino acids)
Cellular component (GO): plasma membrane; cell-cell junction
Molecular function (GO): protein binding
Source: RefSeq, a predicted model, not a curated record